This is a messenger RNA of Ochlerotatus camptorhynchus, 2097 nucleotides long. It is a transcript of the gene Osi10a, whose product is annotated as Osiris 10a. Gene Ontology annotation, cellular component: membrane. NCBI's taxonomy places the organism in Eukaryota, Metazoa, Arthropoda, Insecta, Diptera, Culicidae. The transcript is spliced from 5 exons. The record is from RefSeq and is a predicted model, not a curated record.
AUGAUUCUAUCGCAUAUAAAUGUACUUGGGUUUGCCAGCUCCUGGCUGGUGAUGAUGCACUGCGUUCUUUACGAAAGGGCGUCCGGUGCCGAGUUGGAAACAUUUGAUUACUGCAUCCGGGCGACUCCGUCCGCAGGAUUGCUGCAAUGUGCCGGACAGCAGGCACUGGCGUCGUUGCAGUUUCUGGAGGAAGCCAACAAUCUGACCCUGGCCAGUGGGGUGCUGAUGAUCAAGGAUGAUAGCAAUCCAGCAGCAAGGAUUUUGCCCAACUUUCUGGACCAGGAUCCAAUGGAUUUUCGAGGGAUUUUGGAGAACGCCGGCGCAGUCAUUUCCCAGCGGCAGCUCAUGUGGGACAUGGGUAUCAUCUAUCCAGGGUUGAAGCUCAAAAUCGGUCCCACCCUGGGAGCGACCGGAGUGCUGGAGUUUGUGAUGGAUCCAACCGGCGGGCACAACGACGAGCGUACCUUCUUCGAGGAGAAAUCAACAGCACGCAUCUUAACGCGCAACUUCGUAGUCCCAUUCCUGCUCGGUCUAAAGUUCAACCUCGCCACGCUUUUGCCGCUGAUCUUCGGUGGUCUGAUACUGCUGAGCAAAAAAGCUCUCAUCUUGGGCAAAAUUGCUCUCUUCGUAUCGGGCCUGUUCGGCUACGGUAGCAUCUUUUCGUCCGGACUCGGUUAUGGCUUGUAUCCACCUGGCCUGGGAGGAAUUGGUAACGGAUUUGGUGGUGGAUUCCCCGCCCGUCCGUUCCGAUAUGGCGAUGGGUUGAGUGAUAAACCGGACUGGGAGAGUCCUCACCAGCAACAUCAGCAGCAGCAACAUCACCAUCAUCACAAUCGGCCGCAAAGUGAUUCAUUGAGUCCGAGUUACUAUGGGGCAUCGUCUUCGCAGGCGGAUGAAGGGGCAAGCGGGACGUUCUAUAAGAAGAAGGAUAAGUAUUUGAACUUGGAUGAAAGACUGGAAGCGCAAUCAUCAACAUUGGUGGAUAAAUUUUACGAAUUUGAGAAACAGCAGAUGUUGAAGGAUCGAUCGUCAAGAUUGUUUGAGAGGAAGUAUUACGACGCGGAACAGGGAAAGGAGAAGGAUGCUGCGAGUGGUGGGAGCAGCGGAAGCGCGGUGAAAGGAGAUGGGUACACCUUUGUGACGGGGGAUGCAGGUGAGAGGAACGAACGUUCGCUGCCCAUGACGAGUGGCUACAGGAGUUUUGCUUGGAGUGACAGCUGAGGGAGCGAAUUUUCCAUAUUCGAUUGACAGGUUGGUUCGGGAAAACAUGUAAGCUUCAUCAUGAAGUUUUCGUUCGCUAUUUUGGUUCUCGCCGUGGCAAGUUCGGUUCAGUUGUCGCAUUCUAUGGUUAUCCAGGACUCCAGUGAAAUAGCAGAAAAUCGAACAAGUUCCACCCCAAGUUCAACGGCGGUGCUAGUGACCAGUUUUCGGAACUGCUUUACCGAUAUCGGAUUUUUCGAGUGUGUCAAGAACGUUCUAGUGCGAACUUUGAACAAUGCAAUCAACAGCAAUGCAAUGGUGCGAGUGACUCGGUAUGUAAUGAUCACGAAGAAUCCAGAAUUCAGUGUAACCGAAGCGGACGAACGAACUCCCGUCGAUUGGCAUACGAUCAUUUCGAAGAUACGAGAUUUCAUCGAUUCUCGGUCGAUUCAGUUGAGUAUGGUGGCUCCGGAUGGUCGAUCCCUGAUGUCAUUGGGCUCGGAAGGUCGUGGCAAGAAGCACAAACACAAACAACAAGGCGGAAUGUACAUGAUGGGUGGAAUGGCCUUUAUGGCAAUGAUGGCUCAGCUGGUGCUAGGGAAGGUGGCCCUCCUGGCGGCAGUGGCGCUUAUCAUGGCCAAGAUUGCACUGGUGUUCUCCACGCUGAACGGGUUCAAGAAGGCGGCAGCUGCCAGCGGAGGUGGGGCAGAACAUGUGGUUUAUGAACAUUCCGGGCACGGAUCCGGUAGUACUGGAGGAGGAAGUGGCUGGCAGCGAAGUAUCGAACCCAAGCGACAGACGACCGGUGAUGGAGGACAGUGGGAUGAUGACCUAGACGUUCCUUACAGAAGAAGACGGCCAGACUACGACUACCGAGAUCCGCUGGAUGGAGCUUGA